UUUAUGCCAAUAAAAUAAAACCCCUAUACGGUAUAACAUUUUUCUAAAAAGCAAAAAAUACUCUCAAAAAUACCAAUCUACAUGUGUUUUACAAAAAGCUUUUUAUUUUCAGGUUCCAUGGGAUGGGACAGCAGUCUAGCAAAGUUAUAGGCAUGCCUUCUACAUGAACAGGAACUUUGAACAGAAAAAUAGGGUAGCAUGUCAUCUGUUACAAAAGUUAAAAGUUUCUUCAGCUAACAACCUUUUUGUAUCUUUUACCUCUUUCCUUGCAUAAUGGGGUGACAAUCAUGUUCACAUGGUUUCAAAGCUCUCAUCUUAACAAUUUCAAGCAUGCAUUUUUCCUGACAAUCUGGUUUCAAGAAUGUGUAGUCCAUUUGGGAUUCAACCAUUUCCUGAUGAACAUCAUCAUUCCAAAAUGAUUCUUUGUGAAUUAGAUUACCAUAGCCAAAUUUAAAAGUUUUGUGGCAAAAAACCUUUGUGGUUUGAUGGCUCCCAGUCCAUUUAUGGUUUUCAUUUUUGUGGAUCAUUAGUGAAGCAUCCACGCUCUCAUUAACCUGUGAAUAUUAUGUAGUUAUUAAUUUUUGGGUGUCAUUUCAAACCACAAAAACCACAAAAGUUUUUGGCCAUGAAACUUUCCAGCUAUAUGCUAUAAUUAAAUUUUUUGGCAAAUUCACAUCCAUUGAAGUUUUUGUGCUGCAUAGUAUAUUGCUAUGUUAAAAUGACAUGCAGUUAUAAUACCGCCAAAAUAAUCUAUUUUUCUAUUCAUUAGAUAAUGCCAAUUCAAUUGACACAAUUAGAAGAUUAAAAGGCAUUCCUAAUAAUGACACUAAUGGGGGUAACAAGUUUUGCUUUUCUUUUUUUCAAAACAAUGAGGAAAACACCAUUAAUAUACUUGGUAUAUAUAUUGGUACACAAGAAAAUGAAGAAGUUCAAUAUAGUAUAAAGUCAAAAGUUAAUGGUGUUGCUAGAAUCGGCAAUGUUAAACCAGGACAAAUAAACAAAGAACUGUAUCAGUAUACCUCCUAUAAUAACUUUGAAACUGAUUUGAGCUUCAAUCCACCAAGAGUGAAAGGCAUGGUUCCUCUCAGAUCAAUGAGUGAUACUGGCAUUAUUGUUGAAACUGUGGAUAGUUUACAUAAGAUAUCAGUGAUGGGUUUUAGCGAUGGAGCUGAGACAUCAGAUGGUUUUACUGCUGUGCCAAUUGUUGACAUGUCAAAUAUUAUUUCAAUAGACUACCAGUAUUCAGUAUUCACUGCAGGAGGAAAAGACUCUUCUAUUGCAGCAAUUACUACUUGUGAUGAUUUUGAGACUGCCGAGAAUGUAACCAUCAAUGCAACUCUUGUUUCUCAACAAGGAAGCUUUUUGCCAUUUAAUGGAUCCACCCUACCUUUUCAGAGUCAUUACACUUCUGUUAUCACCGGUUCAGAUGAUCUUAUUUCCAGUAUCAAUGUCAUAGCUACUCAACCAAUAGGUUUUAUGACUGGUCAUGAGUGUGGUCAAGUUCCAAUUGAUCAAGUGGGCUGUGAUCAUCUCAUAGAGCAAAUACCCCCUUCUUAUACAUGGGGAUAUAAUUUUUUAACUGCUCCAUUUCAUACAAAUAAUUUUGGAUACAUAUUGAAGCUUUUAUUUUCUCGAUUUAUAACUGGUGGUGGUAGUAGUCCUGGAACUGGUCCCAAUGUUGUGGCACAAGAGGGGGAUAGUCAAGUUAAAGUCUGCAUAACACUCUCAGGAUUAGCUGACUCCUCAUAUCCAGGACCAGUAGAAUUUCUUUUUAUACCAAUGGAGAAAUCAGAAGCAUUGCAGCCUGCACAAGAGGAAGAUUAUGAUAAUACAACUAUAGCAGUUAUAAUGCCACCUGGUGAUAUUGAGGUCUGUGCACAUAUCAGUACUGUUGAAGAUAGGAUUUUCAAUGAACCAAAUGAAGAGUUUUGUAUCAAUGUAACAUCAAAUGUUUCACUUGGUAUGUUUCAUCCUCCAGAGUGUCAAAUAACAGUAACCAUUAUUGAUAAAAUAGUCGCAGCAAAGUUCAAAGGCCUAACAGUUGUGAUAAAACCCACAGAACACUCCCACCAAUACCGCAGUGUGAUAUUAUAA
Messenger RNA from Amphimedon queenslandica, 2094 nucleotides. RefSeq lists its product as uncharacterized. The transcript has 6 exons. Lineage: Eukaryota; Metazoa; Porifera; Demospongiae; Haplosclerida; Niphatidae. The record is from RefSeq and is a predicted model, not a curated record. Bases 1075 to 2094 code for a protein of 339 amino acids.